This is a messenger RNA of Vespa mandarinia (Asian giant hornet), 2304 nucleotides long. Its product is annotated as histone-lysine N-methyltransferase SETMAR pseudogene. The record is from RefSeq and is a predicted model, not a curated record. Lineage: Eukaryota; Metazoa; Arthropoda; Insecta; Hymenoptera; Vespidae.
AUGUUCUGUCUGUUUGGUUAGAAUAACUGUAAUUGAAUUUGUUAUAUAGAAAAUCGGAUUUAAUCAACCAUCAUCAUGGAAAAAAUCAUAAAAAAUACCUAAAAUAAUUAAAAUAAAAUGAUUAUAUAUUAUAUACAGUCCGAGAUAAAGUGAUAACACACUCAACAUUUUUAUUUAUUUCUGAAGAUGGAAGCAGGAAACUUUUUCCCUCUCUGUCUUAUCGAUCUCGUCAUACGUACAUAUAGAAAAUCGCUUUAUUGGAAUGUGAUAACACACAUGAGGUCUUUCCACUUAUUAAAUUUCUUUCUUUAGUUGUUAUUCAGGUCGAAGAAAGACUAAAUAAAAGUGAAAUCAAUAGAAUUUUAGUAUUACGAUUAAAAAAUUACCUUAUCUCAAAAAUUGUAAAACUAUUCAGUAGAAGUCGUAAGGCAAUACUUAAUUUAUUAAAGUAUUCUAAAAAUUAUGGAAAAAAAUACCAUUGUAGAACAAAUUCUGGCAGAACGACAAGAAAAAGCUUCUUUACGGAAAGCUUCUAAUUCCAAAGAAACUGCAAGAGAAAUUGCUAAAGCUGCAAGUAUUAUAACAUAAAAAAUGUCUAACGUAUUUUGUAAACAUUGGAAACUAAAGAAACGCGCACCAUUAACAUCAUAUGUACAGCAGAGGACAACGCUUAAUGUUCGCAAAAAAUCAUUGGAAACAACAUUGGAGAAAAGUUAUUUUUAGUGAUGAGAAAAAAUUUAAUUUAGAUGGUCCAGAUGGAUGGCAUUAUUAUUUCCAUGAUCUUCGAAACAGGAACUUAUUUUAAGUCAUCGAUAAAUGGAGCGAGAAAUUGUAAUGACUAAAAACAAAGCACCUGUGGAAAUUUAAAUCAUAACAGUACAACUAUUAAGAGAAGCAAAGGAAAGAGAGAAAGAGAGAGAUCAAGAAAUUUUACCUCUUAUAAGAAUAACAUUAAAAUCUUUAUUCUAUAAUGUUAAACCUAUCUAGAAUUUUAUUUAAAGAACAAUUCAUUUAUAAAUAUUCCUUCUCAGCCACAAAAUAUCUCAGAUCUCCAUGAAUGGAGAUUGAUUAUCAAUAUUGGAAAUGAAAAACGUAUGAAGACACAUAGGAAUCAUAUAUUGGGUUGAAGAAAAAGUUUCUUCGUAUUCUCAUGGCAGAUGACAUUACAGUUAUAUAAUUUUAGUAAUUGCAUGCAUUUGUAAAGUGACAUCACUAUUUUUAGAAAGAUUAUGAUAUAUUUGUUUAUUUAUUUAAAAGUUAUUACGUCUUGAAAAUGAGUGAAAAAGAAGAAAUUCGACAUGUUUUGAAAUUUUUUUACAAAAAAGGGACGAAUGCGACUCAGGCUGCUAAAAAAAUUUGUGAUGUAUAUGGACUUGAUGCAGUAUCAGUACGUGUGGUACAAAUCUGGUUCAAGCGGUUUCAAUCUGGAAAAUUUGAUAUAAAUGAUGCACCUCGCUCUGGUCGGCCAAUAACUGAAAAAGUCGAUGAAAUCAUGAAAAAAAUUGAGCAAGACCGGCACAUUAGCAGUCAUCAUGUCGCUAAGGAACUAAACAUCGACCAUAAAACAGUUUUAAACCAUUUGAAAAAGGCUGGAUACAAAAAAAAACUCGAUGUUUGGGUGCCACAUGAUUUAACAAUGAAAAAUUUAAUGAAUCGAAUUUCCAUCUGCGAAUCGUUGUUAAAACGGAACGAAAUCGAACCAUUUUUGAAGCGGCUCAUUACGGGCGAUGAAAAAUGGAUCAUGUACGACAACGAUGUACGGAAAACAUCAUGGUCAAAGCAAGGAUUGGCGUUAAACAAAGUGAUGUUAUGUGUGUGGUGGGAUUGCAAAGGAAUUGUUCACUAUGAGUUGCUGCCGCCCGGUCAAACAAUUGAUUCUAAUCUCUACUGUCAACAACUGGAAAGAUUACGUCAAGCAAUCGAAAUAAAACGACCGGAAUUAAUCAAUAAUAAAGGUGUCAUCUUCCAUCAUGACAAUGCCAGGCCCUACACAUCAUUGAUGACUUAUCAAAAAUUGAGAGAGCUUGGGUGGGAAGUUUUAAUGCAUCCACCGUAUAGUCCUGACCUUGCACCGUCAGACUACCAUUUGUUUCGGUCUUUGCAGAAUUCCCUUAAUAGUGCAAAGCUGGCUUCAAAAGAGGCCUGUGAAAAUUACUUGUCAAAGUUUUUUGUGGAGAAAAAAAAGAAAUUCUACAAUGACGGGAUUAUGAUUUUACCUCAAAAAUGGCAAAAAGUAAUUGAUCAAAAUGGCAUGUAUUUGGUGUAAUAAACAUUGUUUGAAAUAUAAAAAGCUAUUAAUUAUAA